GUGAUGUUCUCAUUUUCCACUUUCUCCGCUUGUUGCCACCGAAACUGCUCCCACAACAACAAAGUCACUGCAUUCAUUGAAAAUCUUUGAACGCUUCAAUAGUUUCUGUCUUCAUUCCUUUCUUUUAGUUUGAAUAAAUAGACAUGCCAGAGACUGAGGUAAAAGCAACUAUCAGCAAGUCAACUGGUUUGCCACGAAAGCGCUUCUACCGAGCACGAGCACACAGCAAUCCACUGAGUGACUCUCACUUCCCUGUGCCAAUAUCCCCCAGUCAGUUUGACUAUUCCCUCCAUUACCCUCAGAUCUUUCCAUCGUCUGAUCAAGCCGAUGGUUCUAGAAAGAUCCAGUUUGCUGAUAUUGGCUGUGGUUUUGGAGGGCUGCUCAUUAGUCUUUCAACACUUUUCCCAGAAACACUGAUGAUUGGAAUGGAGCUUAGAGAUAAAGUGACUGAGUAUGUCAAGGAACGGAUUCUAUCUCUAAGGGUAGCAAAUCCAGGUCAAUACCAAAAUGUUUCUGUGGUGCGGACUAACUCAAUGAAGUACAUUCCCAAUUAUUUUGAGAAAGCACAGCUCACAAAGAUGUUUUUCUUGUUUCCUGAUCCUCAUUUUAAAGAGAAGAAUCACCGCCGAAGGGUUAUCAGCCCAUUCUUGCUAGAUGAAUAUGCUUAUGUUCUUAAGGCUGGUGGAAUUAUAUACACAAUUACAGAUGUUGAAGAGCUUGGGGACUGGAUGAAAUCUUGUCUGGAGAAUCACCCCAUGUUUGAAGCCUUGACUGAGAAAGAACUUGAAGCAGAUCCAGUUGUGAAGCUUUUGAGUUCUGCAACUGAAGAAGGUCAAAAAGUUGCAAGAAAUGGGGGGCAAACCUUCCAGGCCGUAUUCAGGCGCAUUGUGCCAUCUGAUCAAACUUCAUAAACUUUGGCUGCACAAUCUUUUGGUGGAAUUUGGAAAGUAAAAAAUAGUCGCUAAGUGAUAGGAAUUAGAUUGGUUUGGCUCCUUUAUAGGUAAACGGUUAGCUACAAAAGGGUUAUAUGGCCUUUAGUAUCUUCAAUUUGUUGUAUGUUUAUUUUUCAUGUUGAUCUGAACACAUUCACCAUUGUUAGGAAAAUUAUGAGUUUCUUUCAGGAUUCAACCAGCUCUAUUUCAUCAGUAACAGUUUU
Arachis stenosperma is the source of this 1156-nucleotide messenger RNA. RefSeq names its product tRNA (guanine-N(7)-)-methyltransferase. Gene Ontology annotation, cellular component: tRNA methyltransferase complex. NCBI's taxonomy places the organism in Eukaryota, Viridiplantae, Streptophyta, Magnoliopsida, Fabales, Fabaceae. Gene Ontology annotation, molecular function: tRNA (guanine(46)-N7)-methyltransferase activity. Gene Ontology annotation, biological process: tRNA methylation; RNA (guanine-N7)-methylation. The coding region runs from base 144 to 911 and encodes 255 amino acids. The transcript is spliced from 2 exons. The record is from RefSeq and is a predicted model, not a curated record.